Molecule: messenger RNA, 1818 nt
Organism: Mucor velutinosus
Lineage: Eukaryota; Fungi; Mucoromycota; Mucoromycetes; Mucorales; Mucoraceae
Exons: 4
Coding region: 1-1818 (605 amino acids)
Cellular component (GO): membrane
Source: RefSeq, a predicted model, not a curated record
AUGCCAUCGAAUAUAUAUCUAAGAAAAUUGAACCGAGAAGCGGAUCAAAUCUCUGGAGCCACUCGAAGAUUCUUUGGCCAGCAAGUGCCAGAUUAUGUCAAAACAUUGCCCAGCAUAAAGAAAGACGCUAUUCGAUGGGGGUGCAACAUUCUAUAUUUUGGUAUUGGCCUCAUGUACAAUUGGGCUGUCAGUGCAGUCCUACAACAAAUGCCAAAUAUGCACAGAUUCCCAUCCAAUGUUGCUGGCAUGAUUGUCUUGUUCUUUCUGCUCAUGUGUUCCCAUACAGCAUGUCCCAAAUUCACAGAUAAACUAGUGCUAUUUAUUGAUCCAUAUUCGUCCUUUGCGCUAAGAAGCAUGAACAUCAUGUUUGUGCCUGCUGUAGUAGAGAUCGUCAAUAAUCCACCUACUACUGGAGAUGAAGUGGGCAGAAUGAUUUGUGUGUUUCUCGUUGCCUAUGUUAUUGGCUUCGUAUUGUGUACAUUUAUAGUUCGUGGACUACGCCUUGUGCUAUUUACCCCUUUUUCGAUAAAACAUAAAAAGAAGGACCUUGAUGUAGAUGUGGGUGAUUUAGCAGCACCUAUGGAGCUUAGCAGCUAUACUGAGAAAACCAAGAUGCAUCGAAAUAGAACACUGGACGAAGAAGAUGUGGAGAUUGGUAUGCCAGGCAGCGCUUAUCUGAAUAGAGUCUCUUCUGUUGUUACUUUCGAUACACCCAUUCGACCUCUUUCAGACGACGACGCUGCUUCUUGCGCUAGUACACUCAAUCAUUCUCCGUCAUCCGCAUCUCUCAGAGCAGAUCACAUGGGUAGCUCAAGCAAUGCUGUUGUCGGCGAUGGUAUAGCAGAGUGCUGCUCAGGCAAUAGCAACGCUUUCUACGAACCGAUCAAUUCAACAAGGCCAAAGAAACAUGGUCCACUCCACUCAUUUGCUUUAUGGUGCAUGCAACAAUCAACAUUUGACGACCUCACCUUGUUCAUCAUCUUUAGCUUGUGCGCUUUUAUUUUUUUGCCCUUGCCAGAAGACAACCCAGCAAUGCCAUUCUUUCGACUCUUUUUGUAUUUCACCAUGACACUGCUGUUGUACUCAGCUUCGCGUCGUUUACCGGCCAGAUUGAGAAUUAUCAUUCAUCCCAUUAUUUUGACGUCUGCUUGCACAAUGGCUGGUAUUGCCUAUUUUGAACGAGUCAAAGGAUUCGAUAUCAAGCAUGGCGUAAAUCUGUACAAGACCGGCAUUACAUUUAUUUCACUCGUAGAAAAGACCAAUGUUGGCUGGCCGGGUGGUGGCGAUAUUUUAGGUGCGGCCAUGGAUGUUUCCAUCAUCUCUUUGGCUUUCAAUGUGUAUAAAAGUAGACCUGGAUCAUUGCGCGAGUGGCUCAUCAUCGUGCUAUCUAUUGCUCCCAUGGCGUUUCUCAUCAUGUUUGUCACCCCUUUGUUUGCUCGCGGUAUUGGAUGUACACCAGCUGAUAGUUUGGUGUGGGCUUCAAGAUCAGUGACAACUGCUAUUGGUAUCGUAAUUGGCAAGGUGCUUGGUGCUGAUGAGAGUGUAGUAACUUGUAUCAUUGUAUUUACUGGUAUCAUGGGCCCUCUCUUUGGCCCAUAUUUAUUGAAACUUGCCCGUGUUCGAGAUGAUGAUCAUGUAACUAUUGGCAUCUCCAUGGGCUGUUGCUCUCAUGGCGUGGGCACAGCUUAUCUCAUUAGUAAAAAUCCUAUUGCUAGUGGCACGGCAUCUAUUGCCUUUGCUAUUUUUGGUACGCUAGGUGUCAUUGUCGCAUCAAUCCCAGUAUUAUCAGAUACCAUUAGACACCUCUCAGGUUUUUAA